UAGUCAACUGGCCAUACUGUAAAUCUAUGGGUCAGAUUUACGUUCGUUUUGGUACACUGUCUCUGUUUUGUGAUUGGCUGAGCUUGUGCACGCCAAGUUGAGCGCGCACAAAGAGACGGCAAGGGAGUGAGAGAAAUUUUAGGUGGUGCACAAUGGAAGUUGAGCGUUCAACAUGUGAGCCCAAAACUGGUUUUUCUCUGCAGGAGAAUAAAUUCUCUAAAAAUUAUAUAAAUUUGAGCGUGCAAAAAAUGUGUUUCUGCAUUCAAAGCUGCCCAAUGCAAAUAAACAUUCACAGGACACUUCACACCUGUAGCUAGUUCACAACAUUCUCCUGACUGUCGUAUGUAUAAAAUUUGUAGUAAUUUGACGCCAUGACAAAAUUGAUUGGCUGUCUCCACUAAACAAACUCAUAUGUCAACGUUGUCAAAGCUUCAUGAGGGAAUUCCCGAAUUUCUGGUCCCCUGACCACCUCUUUCAUCUAGGCCACAGGGUGCUCAACAGAGUAGGCUAAUCCCCAUUUUCUCAAAGUUACUCCGUCACAUUUUUUUCUGGACAGCAAAUUGCUGCUGACAGGUAUUGAUGACAAUUGCCAUUAAUCGCGGCGUAUGCUUCCCUUUCAGAUGUCCGUUUUAUCUCAGCCAAAUAACCAGAGUCGCCUAAAUGCCUCUACAUGUUGUUUGUAAUAGCCUUCAACUCACCAGUUACUAACCGCUUGUGGUCAGGAGAGCUGUGCGCAGCAGCUGCGUGAACCACUUUCCCAUAAUGCACCACUGAAAACUACUGGAGAAGGAAUGCAGUAAGCUAGGGAGCUAGCAAGGUACGCUACGCUUCUGGCUGUCACAGCGACGAAAACUUUUGCAAACAGACCAUGAUGACCCUACCGGUCCAGUAAUAGCAGGUGUUGCCACAAUCCUCCUCUCCUGCCGUCAAAGAUGAACAUCGAUGAGAAACUGGAUGGGAUGCUGUUGAAGUGCAGUGGGCCGGCUGGUUUGCAUCACCACUCCUCCAGAGCCCUGGGAAGCACAGGGGUGGAUGGCAGGGGUGUAGGCGGCGGUGGUGGUUUGGAUGACAUGCCCAUGGGUGAGCGAGCACUGGCCAACCACCCCCUGCUGGCAGAGGAUGAAGAUGAGGAUGAGGACCUAGCAGAGGCAACGCUGAGCACGCAACACCUCAUCUCACACGAUGAGCUGAUGGUCCACGAAGAGACGGUGAAGAACGAUGGAGAGGAAGACCCUGAGUUCUCCCAAAGGCUUCCUCCGAAACUGCCAUACACUCUUCACAUGCCUUUGAGUAUCAAGCAGGAGAUGAAGCUCUCUGAUUCGCUGCUGCUGACCAAGAAAGAGAAGAAACAGGGAAGGGACCUUUCGGAAUGCCAUAAGAAGAAAAAAAGGAAGCAGCGCUCCCCAGCUAAGAUUCUCACCAUUAAUGAAGAUGGAUCACUAGGGCUACAGAGCCCUAAGUCGCACGUGUGUGAGCACUGCAACGCAGCCUUUAGGACCAACUACCAUCUGCAGAGACACGUCUUCAUUCACACAGGAGAGAAGCCGUUUCAGUGCGCUCAGUGUGACAUGCGCUUCAUUCAGAAGUACCUACUUCAAAGGCAUGAGAAGAUUCAUACAGGGGAGAAGCCUUUUCGCUGUGAUGAGUGCGGGAUGAGAUUUAUCCAGAAAUAUCACAUGGAAAGACACAAAAGAACACACAGCGGAGAAAAGCCCUAUCAAUGUGACUACUGCCAUCAGUACUUCUCCCGAACGGACAGAGUACUGAAGCACAGACGCAUGUGCCACGAGAACAAGGACCGCAAAGCACACAAAGCUGCUGCUAAAGAGGGGCUGCUGCGGACCUCUGAGACGGUGAGCUUUUCCUUCCCAGCGAAAGAGUGCUCGCUCCCAAAGAAGAAACGUCAGAAAUCCUGCGAGAAGACCCACGGCUCUGCCACGGUUCUCACAGACAGAGAUGGCAUUGGGAGCAUAGAGGAGAAGGGAGAAAAAAGGUUGACCAAAAGCGAGAGCCUGCCACUGUAUGCCGUCACUUCUAAAGUCAAAGACGAGUAUGUAGUGGCAGAAUACUCUGUUGAGCUCCCUGACUCCUCUCCAGGCAACCGACAUCUUGGAGAGGUGUCCUCUGAGGAAAUUAACCCUCCGAAACUGCUCCUCAAGAAGGUUCCUAGUAAGAGAAAUCUGAAGCAGGCUUUGGAGCAGCCGCAGAGCUUGUCACCAUUGUCUACGUUUGAGGAAGGCAAAGUCACCCGGUACACGUUUGAGAUUAUAGACAAACAAAGCCUGUUGGAUGUGGAGAACUUGGAGUCGGUAGACACCCUUCAGGGAGUACAGCCCAAACCAGCGACGAGUAGCACAAACUACGACGAUGCCAUGCAGUUCCUGAAGAAGAAGCGUUACCUGGCGGCCACCAACAACAGCCGUGACUACGCGCUCAACGUGGGAAGCAUCGCUUCGCAGCCCUCUGUCACCCAGGCGGCAGUGGCCAGUGUCAUUGAUGAGACUGUUCCUGCUACCAUCUUGGAGCCCCAGCCUAUGAGUGUGGAGAUCAAGUCAAACCAUGAGAAGAAUGUGCUCCCUGACGAGGUUCUCCAGACCUUGCUGGACCACUACUCCACCAAAACCAACGGGCAACCUGAGAUCUCCUUCAGCGUGGCGGACACAGAGGUCACCUCCAGCAUAUCCAUCAACUCGUCUGACAUGUCCGAGAGCAGCCCGCCAGAACCUCUCGGGACCAGCACACAGGCUCCACCAGCUGAGAAGUCCAGUCUCCUGCAUGAGUACUCAAAGUUCUUACAACAGGCAUUGGAGAGGACCAGUCAGAACGACAGCUAUCUCAACAACCAGAGUCUUACAUUUGUGACGGACAGCCCAAGCUUGGCUGGGCAGCCGUUGUUCUCCACUGACAAACAGCUGACCUCACCUAGUCGCUUCCGGUCAGGCCUGAAUUCUCCGCUAAGGUCCACCCUGGAGAAGCCUCACUUUGCUCUCCUGGGAGAUUCACAGCACUCUUUCUCUUUCUCCGGGGACGAAACUAACCAGUCGGCCGUGUCUCCCACUGAAGACUUUCUCGAGCAGGUGACUUCGUCAAAAAAGACAGAUGCUCAGGGGAUCAGCCAGACAUUUCAGAUUGCCACGUUUGAGCCGCACUUCCGCUCUCAAUUCCAGAGUUCUCGCUCCGGAAUCUCUUCCCAGUUUAGCAUUGCCAAUGGUCAGGUCAGCCUCCGAAGUCACGGAGCGGACUUCUCAGAGUUCCCACUGGUUAGUGUAACGGAGACCAGAACACAGAUGACUUCUUCCCCUGAUCAUUCAAGCAGCCAGACGUUUGGCUGAUCGGAAGACAUGUGUAUAUGUGCAUAUAUAUAUAUACAUAUAUACACAUACACACAUAUUUUUCAAUUGUUUGCAAGGCACUUUAUAACAUUCAUUUCUUGUAUUUUGCCAAUGUAUGCUUCAUUUUAGGUGUUGUUAUUCUUUAUCAUUGUCACCUUCUAACUGAUCAUGAGAAAAAAGUCCUUUACUGGCACAGAUAGAAACAGUACUUACACAUUUUAAUUGAAUCAGUUUUCUAGCACUUUUGAAGUAUAAUAUUAAUAUUUUAUUAUAUAACAUAGUGUAAAAAAUAAGGGGAAGCCAAAUAACUAAAGCUUUGUUAAUCCAAACAAGGAGUGCCUCCAUCAACCCCUUUCAAUACUGAAGCUUUUGAAGAUGGGUUACCUAGGAAAAAUAGGUAUAACAUUUUGGUUCAGGUACUGAAAGUGUGUAGGGUAAGCACUGACUGACUGUGAAAUAUGCCAGAAAUGGCUUUAGUACAGUGGUCUUUGUUUUUGACAGAAAUGUGUGAUGAAUCACAUGUAGACCCAAGCACGUUCAGUAUUUCUGAGACCCCAUUUUCUGCACCCCUUCUAGAAAGGUCCUUGUUAAUUAUGUACACAAUUAUGUAUUUCAGUUAAACUGUUAUGGCACUUACAACUGAAUUAGCCUCUGAUUCGAUCAGAGAUUCUAGUUUUGUAACAGGAAUAAGAUAUUUUUGUUGGCUCUUUUCUCAGCUUGUAUUAGAUAACUUCUUCCUCUCAUUUCUUUUCAAUAUGUCAUCUAAUUGUUGUGUAUAACAUAAUGCUAAUAAUGACUAACUAUAAUCAGCCAAGUAUAAAUGGUACAUUGUUAGGAAUUCACAGAUUAACAUUACAGUUACAAUAUGACAGUUGGAACCAAUGCAAUCAAUUUUAACAGAUAACAUCAGCUGUACUGGCAUUCAAUUUGAAAAGUUUUUUUUUUUUCCCCAUUAUUUUUCAAGUAAGGUUUCAUGUCUGUGACAAAUGCUCAUUAUGCAGCAUUUUCAGGAACUGUCUCAAGGAAGCCGCAUUCUAUGUCAAAAUGUCGCAGGAGUUGAACAUGUGACUCAUCGAAGUAGUUCAACCUAACGUUUCAUAUUUUCAUUUAAAAGAAGAAAAAAAAAGCAUGGCUGUAAAUUUGUAUAUUGCCCUCUGGUUGACAGUGAGUAAGAGGUGUUUCUUUUGAACCUGUACAGGCUCACUGGUCUGGCCCCUAUGAAUCCAGCUUCUCAUUAAACUGUAAUGUUGGUCCAGUUUAGGUAUGGCUUUAAGAUAGUAAAUGAAGAUCUAAAAUGCCAGCCAUCUCAAGAAAAUGAGACUAUGGGCUCUGAGUAUGUUAAGUUGAUUGACAUUUUAAACUUAAUUUUCCUUUUUUAUUGCGAUGUUUAUGUGAGUCAUCCCUUUUACAAACUCAAUUGACCAAUAGCCCAAAUGUAUAGUUUUUUAAACAUAAAUCGAGAUAUCCAAAACUAUUUUUGCACAUUGAACUUAAACUUGUCAGGCUGAGAGAUUGUUGCAUGCAAAUAGUGUCUUACCUCUGCAAACAUGGACACAUUUGUAAAUACAGACCAACUUAAUCUUUUCAAAACUAGUGACGGCUACAACGAGGGGGAAAUCAAAAGGUACUAUACCUCAAGGAAUCUUGGGAAUGUUGGCAGUUGAAUGCAGUCUGUGGAUCCAAUCCAAAUGUUCUAAACUUUGCACACUUUCCAUAAUAGGGAAUGUCUUUUGAAGAUGUUGUCAUAUUACAACCUUAAUGUCUACAUUACCUCCCCUGACGUUUUAUAUACUUGGAACUUGAGAUGUGAUAUGUAAUCAGGUUUUGAUUGACCUGAGUCUCUGUCAUUUAUCAUGAAUUUUGAUAAUCCGAAACCAUCAUGUAUCAUUGAUCAGUGGAAAGAGCGAUGACUCGAGGUGAGGUAAUCACUAGUCGAUCAGUGUGUAUACCGUCUCCUUCUUUUCUGAAUUGCUUCUCACUUUGGAUGGUUAAAACUAGUCCACUUUUUUGCACUCUACUUGUGGUUGUAAAGCUAAAGCUUCUCAAGUUUCAGUGUCCUUGGGACUUGCACAGCUUACUAGUUACAUUUCUUUUCUUUUCGUUUUUAAAGCACUUUUUUUCUUCUUCUAAUGCCAUGUCCUGUGCUCAUUUCACCUGAUGCACUUCUUCUCUUGAGGUCAUCAUUUCCCUCCCAGUUUCCCUAAAUAUGGUCUGACAUUGUUGUAAAUCACCUCUCGUCUCGGCAGUGCAUAGUGGCCUUCUACUAGGUAAAGAACAUGUUUGGAUAGUUUAAAGUGGCAAAUAUAUAACAACAAAACGACAACAAAAAAUCAUGUUGAAAUCAUUGUUUUUGAAUAAUGUAUAGUAUACAUUUCACUAAAAAUGUUCCACACAGUAAUGUUCAUAGAACAGGCUUAUAAUUGUUGUUUGAUUUUGACCAGUGCAUGAACUUUUCCCUGUCUGGUACUGUUGUGCUCUUAUUCUAACUUGCUCUUUGAGAAUAAUAUUAUGUAUUGUGCUCAUAGCUACUCCUUGUAUUUGCUUCAUGUGAGAUGAUCAUUUGAAAAUGUAGAUUACAUUGCAGAUUUUCUUUUAAAUCUAGGCAGUUCCAUGCAAUGGUGAACUUCAUGUCACCUCCAAAACACUGACAUGUUGCUUAUUUGCAUAUAUAAGCUGUAAUAUGCGAGUGGAUAGUUUGAGCAUUUGUCAACAUAAGGUUACAUCACAUUGGUAAAAUAUUAUGUUCUGGUGUGCCUUACAGAUAACAUUGCAUACAUCAGGGUUAUGGACGUGGCAGAAUGGUCAUCUGCAUGAAAUUGCCAGCGUGCUCUGGUUUAUCUCUCUGGUUUAUCUAAUGCUGUGACGUUUAGAUUUCUGGUUUAAGCCAAACAUGGUGGUGACAUUUCUUGAUUCUCAAUAGCCAAGUUCUGUUGACGAUCAGGGAAAAACACCUUCACUUUGAACUGCAGUUAUUCUUCACAGUUUGUGUAAGCAUUCCUUUGUUUGAUGGUGUUGAUUGAAAGCUUGCUCCUACUGUAAAUACAUUGUACAUUUUUAACUGUAUAGCCUUGUUUAGAGAACAGUAUUUUUGGGAAAGUACAGAAUCAUUUUGGAUCUUCAGUGUAUUUUUUAUUGUAUAACCUCCUAGAUUGUGUUCUCUAAAUAUGGUUCAUGGGAUCAGGGGAUAUUUAGCUAGUUAUCAGUCUGCUAUAGAUCACAUUGCAUCUUUGUUAUAUUUGUGGCUUACUGUUCCAGAGCUGUGGAUAAAUCAACCAGGGAUCUGUCAGGAAGGAGAAAAUGUGUUCAUCUCUAUUUGAUGAUGAUGAGGAUGAUUUGGUAACUCAUUACUUAAUUAGCUGGAUAAUUAUUAUGUAACAUGGUGGUAAUGUGCUGAUAUAUCAGCUGGUAAUACAUUUGCUAACUUUUAUGAAGCUAUUGGUCCUGGCUCAGCCUGUUUUGCUCCUCUUUGUCAACAUCUGGCACAACUCUCUCUCAAACAUCUGUCAGCAAUAAUGGAUCAUGUUGAAUUCUUUUUCGCAUUGGAUUAUUACAAAGUAUCAUUUUGGGAUCGACCACCUGUUGUAUUUUAAAUGAUUGAACAAUAAUUAGUGUUUUGAGAAGUGAAGUCAGAGCUUAUCUGGGGCUGUUAUGUCUUUGAUUUAAUUGUACUCUGGAUGCAGAAUCCUCAGCUAAUUGUUGAUUUUGGCCCCCAUUUAAUAUUACGCAAAUUUGUUUAUGGAUUUUUAUGCAGCAAAAAAUGUUAGUUUUUAAAGAAUGAUUUUUUUUCUUAAGAACUGUUGAAAGAGGGCAUACCAUGAAGGAAAAUCAAGUGCUUCAGAGUUUUAUGUGAAAGAUAAGACAUUGUUUUAUGCCAAUACAAUGUCAUAUCACAAUUUCUGCUCCACAAAACCACUUGGUUCUGAUGCCAAGUUCUGACCAUAAGUGCCCUUCAAAUGAGCGAGGAUGAGAGAAUAACUUCUGGUCUUUAGAGAGAACAACAAAAAUGUAACUUUUUCCUCUUUUCAACCUAUAGCCUACCUGUGUGAGACUUUAAAGAUAUUUUACUGCUGCUUGUAAAAGUCAUUGUACAUUUAAAAUUCAACAGUCCUGUGAUUGAACAUUCGCAUACUUUGAACAGAGUAACCAUAAUUUAGAAAACAAAGUUAGUGUCAGUUAUGUUGAGAGAGAUUUUUUUUUUAAAUUUCCAUUUAAAUUGAAAGGUUUCCUAAUCCUUUUCAUGCCUACAUUCUGAUAUAUUCCAUUCCUGGGGAGCUGCAUGUCCCCUGAUUUGUCAGUUUUUGUACACUGGUUAUAUUUUUAUAUGUAAUGUAUGCAUUGUAUUGUAGCUGAAUUAUUUCAUUUAGAAUACCAUUACAUUUAUGCAAUAUUAUGUAUACUGUAUGACAAGUGAAAAUUGAUUUCAACUGAAUAUUGUUGGGUUUCUGAUUGUCUUUUUGUGUGUUACAUUGUCUUUCCAAAUAUAAACAAAAUGAUUGUG
Messenger RNA from Clupea harengus (Atlantic herring), 7830 nucleotides. RefSeq names its product zinc finger protein 148 (gene znf148). Gene Ontology annotation, biological process: regulation of transcription by RNA polymerase II. Lineage: Eukaryota; Metazoa; Chordata; Actinopteri; Clupeiformes; Clupeidae. The record is from RefSeq and is a predicted model, not a curated record. Gene Ontology annotation, molecular function: DNA-binding transcription factor activity, RNA polymerase II-specific; RNA polymerase II cis-regulatory region sequence-specific DNA binding.